Messenger RNA from Emericellopsis cladophorae, 561 nucleotides. RefSeq lists its product as uncharacterized. The record is from RefSeq and is a predicted model, not a curated record. Lineage: Eukaryota; Fungi; Ascomycota; Sordariomycetes; Hypocreales; Bionectriaceae. Bases 1 to 561 code for a protein of 186 amino acids. The transcript is spliced from 2 exons.
AUGAAUCAGACCCGGAGUCCAGCUGCAUCUCUGAAUGCGCUCUUGAACGCACCGCCCCACCAAGUCCGAGCAACGCUCCUCGCCCUCUGCGGCGACAGGUCCAUCCUCAAAAAGGCUCUGAAAUACAAGGCUACGCUCCAGUCGCAGCCUGCCAUACUACAACCGUGGAUCUGCGUACGGUGCAAGGCUGCAUUCGAUGCGAAUAACAAUCCUGAGAAUGCCUGCCGGUUUCAUCCAUCUGAUCACAGCUCUGAGGUCUGGGCUGAUACAGACGAUUGGAUGUUUGAAGGGCUUAGCGAAGACGAGGGUAUGUUAGAAGAGAAACCUGAAGGGUACUCAUGGGGCUGCUGUGGCGGUCACUAUGACAGUAAGCCAUGCGCGGUUGGGAAGCAUAGCGCGUACUCGGAAUACGUUCUCCAGAAUGCAAGCGAGCAAGGGGUCGUCUCCAUUUCUGGCGAUGAGCAUGCAUCAGAGGGCGAUCUGAAAGAUCUAGAACAGUCCGAUGAGGAUGGCGAUAGCGACGGCGGUAGCGAGCCUCCAAGCAAGAAGCGCAAGGCAUAG